AUGCCAAGUGGACAAGUCUCCAUCCAACCCCUCAUGCUCUUGACCAUGCACCUCUCUCCAUUCACGCCUCAGCCCACACUCUUUCAGUCCCCUCAUUUCCGACUUGCCAUCCACCCCCUCGUCCUGUGUCCUGCGUCCACGCGGCUGGCCCUUGCUCUCUGUCCAUCCCCAGCAUUCAAGCCCGCUGCCUUUGGCCUGCUGGAAUGCCCGCUGGCACCUGUAUGCAUCCUCUUUGCCUCACCUCUCACACCUACCUCACCUUUCUCACCUCCCUCACCUCUCUCACCUUCCUCACCUUCCUCACCUCUCUCACCUCCCUCACCUCCCUCACCUCCCUCACCUCUCUCACCUCUCUCCCUCACCUCUCUCACCUCUCUCACCUCUCUCACCUCUCUCCCCCCCCUCACCUCUCUCCCCUCCCUCACCUCUUCACCUCUCUCCCCUCUCAUCACCUCUCAUAUCUCGCCUUCCUCACAUACUUUGCCGUACAGCUUCCCUCCCGCCUCCCAUCAGUUGGAAUGGUCCCAACCCAACUCAUGGGUGGGGUUGCCGCCAGUUCAAGUGGCCAUGGCUGUUGAUGCUGCUGAGGUGGCAGCCACAAUCACCCAACUCCUUUAA
Closterium sp. Naga37s-1 is the source of this 618-nucleotide messenger RNA. The record is from the annotation of a GenBank genome assembly. Lineage: Eukaryota; Viridiplantae; Streptophyta; Zygnematophyceae; Desmidiales; Closteriaceae.